AUGUUGCAAUCAUCGGAGCAGGCCAACGUCCGAGUCUCCGUCUUCGAGACCCUCCCCAGACAAACCUACGAGGACAACCCGCGAACGUGGACGAUGGCCCUGCACUGGUCCCGCCGCAACGUCGAGCAGUGCCUCCCGCCCGAGCUCUUCGCCGCUCUGAGCAGCGCGCACACGAACCCCUGGCACGAGCCCUCGCACGACGAGGCCCAGAGCCUGCCGGUCGUGGACGGCAAGACGGGCGAGGUGCUGGUUGCGGCGAAGGUGGACGACGGCAGACGGGUCGUGCGCAGGAAGCUGAGGGAUCUGUUCCGGCGCGGGAUCGAUGUGAGGUUUGGGUAUAAGCUGGCGGGGGUCGAUACGAGUGGAGAGGGGGUCACGGCUACUUUUGAGAAUGGCGAGGUGGUGCGUGUGGAUGUGAUUGUUGGGGCGGAUGGUGCGAAGAGUGUUGUGAGAGAUCACCUCGUGAAUGGCGAUGCCAAGGAGCUGGAUCGGGUCCCGUUGAUUUCUACGAACAUUGGAUGUCGGUACACGGCGGAGCAGGCUCGAUAUCUCAGGAGCAAGAUUCACCCGAUUGCCAAUAUGGCUGUUCAUCCGGACCAAGACACUCUGUUCUUUCUCGCUGUGGCCGAUGUUCCUGAUCCCGAGGACCCGGAAACCUGGGAGUUCCAGGUCGCGCUGUCUCUUUGGAGCACUGAAGAUCCUCCCGAGACAAACGAGGACAGGAUGAAAUAUUUCAAGAAGCUCGCGGAGCCGUACUGCGAGCCGUACCGGUCUGCUGCGCUCUGGGUCCCGGAUGACACAUACAUUCCGCGUGACAAGAGUGGAAAAGAAUUGCGCCAUGGAAAAACUUUGGCGGGCGCGUCACCGUUGCCGGCGACGCCGCGCACCCCAUGUGUCCUUGUGAGUGCGCACUCCAAGCCCGAAGACAAAUUUGCUGGCUCUAACCGUGAGAACACUCCAGUCCGUGGCCAGGGCUUGAAUAAUGCACUGCAGGACGCCGGAAACCUGGUCAAGGCCAUCACGGCCGUGAAGGAGGGCCGGCAGACUCUUGCGGCGGCGAUCGACGAGUACGAUGCGGAGGUGUACCAGCGAGGCAAACGGGAGAUUGAGAUCUCGGAGGAGUCAAUGUUUGGACUCCACCACUACAGCGCGAUCAAAGGAUCUCCCAUUGACCGCAUGGGGUUGAAGGAGCAAAAGGCUUAG
Molecule: messenger RNA, 1203 nt
Organism: Colletotrichum chrysophilum
Lineage: Eukaryota; Fungi; Ascomycota; Sordariomycetes; Glomerellales; Glomerellaceae
Exons: 7
Coding region: 1-1203 (400 amino acids)
Source: RefSeq, a predicted model, not a curated record